Chrysochloris asiatica (Cape golden mole) is the source of this 712-nucleotide messenger RNA. It is a transcript of the gene GAMT, whose product is annotated as guanidinoacetate N-methyltransferase. Gene Ontology annotation, cellular component: cytoplasm; nucleus. The transcript has 6 exons. Gene Ontology annotation, molecular function: guanidinoacetate N-methyltransferase activity. The coding region runs from base 2 to 712 and encodes 236 amino acids. Gene Ontology annotation, biological process: creatine biosynthetic process. The record is from RefSeq and is a predicted model, not a curated record. NCBI's taxonomy places the organism in Eukaryota, Metazoa, Chordata, Mammalia, Afrosoricida, Chrysochloridae.
UAUGAGCGCCCCCGUCGCCGUCCCCAUCUUCGCUCCUGGCGAGAACUGCAGCCCCGCGUGGGGCGCGGCACCCGCGGCCUACGACGAGGCGGACACGCACCUGCAGAUCCUGGGCAAGCCAGUGAUGGAGCGCUGGGAGACGCCUUACAUGCACGCCCUGGCAGCUGCCGCCGCUUCCAGAGGUGGCCGGGUCCUGGAAGUGGGUUUCGGCAUGGCCAUCGCGGCCUCCAGGAUCCAGGAGGCUCCCAUAGACGAGCACUGGAUCAUCGAGUGCAAUGACGAUGUGUUCCUGCGGCUUCAGGACUGGGCCCUGCAGCAGCCCCACAAGGUCGUCCCCUUGAAAGGCCUGUGGGAAGAGGUGGCACCUACCCUGCCAGAUGGUCACUUUGAUGGGAUCCUGUACGACACUUACCCACUGUCCGAGGACACCUGGCACACUCACCAGUUCAACUUCAUCAAGGGCCACGCCUUUCGCCUGCUGAAGCCAGGGGGCGUCCUUACCUACUGCAACCUCACAUCCUGGGGGGAGCUGAUGAAGACCAAAUAUUCGGACAUCUCUGCCAUGUUCCAGGAGACGCAGGUACCGGCGCUGCUGGAGGCGGGCUUCCGUCGGGAGAACAUGCGCACGGAGGUGAUGGGGCUGAGCCCGCCAGCCGAGUGCCGCUACUAUGCCUUCCCACAGAUGAUUGUGCCCCUCGUGAGCCGGCACUGA